AUGCCUGCCGCGGUGACGAUAGUGGCGGGGGCGAUGUCCCUCGCCGUGGCGUACGGCCAGCUCCUGAGCCGACCGGACGACCUGGCGCUGGCGUGCACGGCUUCCACGGCGAUGUACUUGAUGGUGCACUACGCCGCGCAGGCCAUGGGGUCGUCGUCUGCGGGCGGCGACGAAGGCAGUGUUGAAGACGCCGAGAGGGCCCGUGGGAAGCGCGUGGCGCUGGCCAUGGCGCUGGUCCUCUACGGCCUCGCAUGCGCUGAGGUCUGGGACUUCGCCGCGAGCAGGGAGAUCGCCGUGGCCGCGCUCGCGAGCUGGUGCGGCGCGGCUGUGAUGCUGCUGGUUUACUUGGUUGUGGCAAGGGCAAGCUGCGCUGGCGGAUGCUACAGUGCUCUUGCUACUGACGUGCCGUAG
Molecule: messenger RNA, 411 nt
Organism: Miscanthus lutarioriparius
Lineage: Eukaryota; Viridiplantae; Streptophyta; Magnoliopsida; Poales; Poaceae
Source: the annotation of a GenBank genome assembly